AUGUGUCUUCUUUCUUUCUUUCUUUCUUUCUUUAUUUCUUUUCUUUUCUUUUCUUUUCUUUCUUUCUUUCUUUCUUUCUUUUUUCUUUCUUUCGUCCUCUUUAUUUUCCUUUCUUCCCCUUUUAUUUCCUCUUUUCUUUCCUCCUCCUUAUUUUUUUUCUUUUCUUUCUUCCUUUUUUCUUCUUUCCUUUCCUUCUUUCCUCCACUUUCCUUUCCUUCUUUCUUUCUUUUUUCUUCCUCCAUUCUUUCUUCCUCUUUUCAUUCACCCUUUCUUGCAUCCUACAUUCUUUUCUUUCUUCCUUUUUUUAUUUCCACCUUUCUUUUCCCUUACCUUUUUUCCGCUUUUCUACUCCCUUUCUUUCCAACUUUCUUUCCUUCUUUCAUUUCACAUGUCUUCCCUCCUCUUUUCUUUCUGGGUGUUCUUCGUUAUUCUCAAUCCCUUCUUUUUUUUUUUUUUUUUUCAGAAAUAGCUUCUUGCUCUAUUUCAUCUUUUAUUUCUUCUUCGUUUUCUCAUUUGACUCCAUACGUCAUUUCUCUCUUCUUCAUUCUCGAACGUUCAUUUUUCUUCAUUCUUUCUCUCUUUUUUCUGUUAUUAUUUCAUUUACUCUUUUUUCUUCUAAAAUCUCCCAUUCCUCAAAUUUUGUCACUGUCUAACCCCUUCUUUCCUUUUGUUUGCCGAUUUCUAUAA
Molecule: messenger RNA, 687 nt
Organism: Acanthosepion pharaonis
Lineage: Eukaryota; Metazoa; Mollusca; Cephalopoda; Sepiida; Sepiidae
Source: the annotation of a GenBank genome assembly